AGCCCCGGGGGCAGGAGGGGACAGCAGGGCUGAGCUGCCAGGCAGGAGCAGGCAGAAACCUCGGGAGCGUUUCCAUGGUCUGCUCAGAGCUGCGCUUGGAGCGGAGGAAGAGUUGGAGGGGAGGAAGAGCUGGAGAGGAGGAAAGGGUGCCCUGCGCCCAGCUCCACUUGGGAUCUUCCCAGUGGGUGCCGAGCCAACCUGGCAGGGACACCGGACAGAAAACACCUGGGACAAAAGCACAUAACCCCAUUUUGGGGUCACUGUGGGGACACCUGAACAGGACUGGGCUGGCGGGGCUGGGAGCAGAGAGGGGCAGCAGAGGGUCCCAGCAGAGGGGCAGGGCUGGAGCAGCACCUUUUGUGGCACCUCGUGAUGUCACCCAGGUCCCCUCGCUCGUGUAAACAGCGGCGCAGGGGACAUUCCACUUCCUCCUGAGCGCUCACUCGGCUGCGCUGAGCACGGCUGUGCCUGCAAAGGAAUGACCCUCCUGCCCUACACCACCACAGCCUCUUCCAGCAACCCAGUCAUGACCCAGAGCAACCAGAGCUGCUCCUCUCCCGACAACUCCUUCAAGAGCACCCUCUAUGCCACCACCUACACCCUCAUCUUCAUCCCGGGGCUGCUGGCCAACAGCGCUGCCCUGUGGGUCCUGUGCCGCUUCAUCAGCAGGAAGAGCAAAGCCGUCAUCUUCAUGAUCAACCUGGCCGUGGCCGACCUGGCCCACGUCCUCUCACUGCCCCUGCGCAUCUACUACUACAUCAACCACACCUGGCCCUUCGGGGAUGUCCUGUGCUUGCUGUGCUUCUACCUGAAGUACCUCAACAUGUACGCCAGCAUCUGCUUCCUCACCUGCAUCAGCAUCCAGCGCUACUUCUUCCUGUACCACCCCUUCCGAGCCAAGGACUGGAAGCGCCGCUACGACGUGGCCAUCAGCGCCCUGGUCUGGCUCGUGGUGGGGGUGGCCUGCGUGCCCUUCCCCAUCAUGAGGAGCCACGGGCUGGAAAAAAACACCAACUCCUGCUUUGCCGACCUGCAGGUGAAGCCGAUCGACAGCAAGGUGGGCACGGUGCUGAUGACCGGCACCGCCGAGCUCCUGGGCUUCGUGGGCCCGCUCGUCAUCAUCUUAUACUGCACUUGGAAAACAAGAGACUCCAUCCGGGGGUUCCACAUCCCGCAGGAAAACAGCGGGGAGAGGCGGAAGGCCCUCAGGAUGGUUUCCAUGUGCGCCAUUGUGUUCUGUGUGUGUUUUGCUCCCUACCACAUCAACUUCUUCUUCUACAUGUUGGUGAAGGAGAAAGUCAUCACCGACUGCUUCCUGAGCACCAUCACGCUCUACACUCAGCCCUUCUGCCUGAGCCUCGCCAGCUUCGACUGCUGCUUGGAUCCCAUCAUCUACUUCUUCAUGACUUCUGAGUUCCAGGAACAGAUUUCCAGGCACAGCAGCAUGGCCAUCCGGAGCCGGCUCAUGAGCAAAGAGAGCGCCUCGUCAAUGAAAGAAUGACAAGAAAGCCACCCGGAAAAAAUGAAGGUAUUCGAUAUGAAAUCUGAGACUGGUCUGGGAUACUCCAUUACCAACUCUGUUGUGGAAGAUCCUGCAGGUUUAUCCAGGGGAAUUUUGUGGCAGUGGAAUUUUUUCAGUGUAUAGAAGAUAAAACUCCAUCUAAGACUGGUAGGUUGGAAUCCGGUGAGUCACCCAACUGGUGUGACCAUUCCCCCACUGUGCCACCCACACCUGACCUCGCUGGACUAGAAAACACACAGGAGGGAGUGACAAAACUUUUACUGGGAAAUGGUGGAAAAGUCCCAGACUUUUCUUCUAUUUUCCCAGUUCCAGGCUCUAUGCUCAAGCCAGAGACAAUCCCACAUCCGUACACUGACGUCUGCUGAAGGAUCUUCUCUGGGAAAACCACACAAGAACCUGAAACUGGCCAGUGGCAACCAAAGGACAUUGUGGUUUGUGCAGUGAGGGCUGUGGACAGGUGAAGGUGUGCAGCUGGUUUCCAUGUGCUCCUGGGUUUAGCACAUCCCACUGGUCACCAGUGACCUCUGUUCCCCUUUUCCCUCUGCUCCCCCUCCCGCUCUGCUCCUCCUUUCCCUCCUCACCCAGCUCUGUUUGCUCCCUAAUUGCUGACACAUCCCAGAAUUUGCACCCGCAGCUGGUGCAAGACCCUCUGCAAGACCCUCUGCAAAUUCUCCUCAAACAUCCAGAGAGUGGCACCUUCCCUUGCUCCAGGUGACUUUCUUCCCCUCCAAGCUGGCAAGGGGGACAUGUGUAGGUGGCUUUUGCCUUUGGACCCCCUUGGGGCAGGACUGUGGUGGUCCUGGGGUCAGUGCAGGUGGGUUUGAUGGUGCUGGUGGUACCUCACUCUCUUCUGUGUGUGGUCCAGAGGUACCUGAGAUGAAUCUGCCCCAAAAAAGCUCAGCUCAACCCAUUCAGUUCAUGCAACUUCUAAAAAAGAGAGGAAUCCUUUGCCAAGGUGAUUUCACUGAUAGAGCAGAAGUUACAUUCAUAAAUUAUUGUGAUUUUUUUCCACCAGAUCCUGUCGUGAUCUUAAUGUUUACAUUUUUAGGUAGCUAUGCAAAGCAGCGACAAGGAAGGAUUAAUUUACCCCUUAUUUUUAAUUAGUUACACCUCUUCAGCCGAGUCCACCCACUCUGUAACUUCAAGGGUAUCUCAUGAUACCUGGGGAUGGAUUUGGCUGAACAGUCACCAAUUUAUUGCCUUUGGAAAUCUAUUUUCAAAAGAACGUGGACAGUUUGUACAGUCUUGCAACAAAACCAGAAGAAAUACCAGAAACACUUGCUAUAUGUAUUUUAACUCCAACCAUUCAAUCCCACUGAGUUACAUCUCAGCUCAGCCAAAUAUUUCCUGUAUGUUGUGUUUUCCCACUUCUCUGUUUUACAAAAAAAUGGGGAAAAGCCAAGAAUUAACAUUUAAACAACCAUUUCCCUGGAGUUUCUCUAAAAGGCAACGACACCUAUUACACACAAUAAGCUCUCAUAGUUCUCCUCCCAGGUGUGAGAAGAAGAUUUUGGGCUGAGUAGGAUGCGCUGGAGUCGAUGGAAAUGUUCUCUCUGAUGUCACUGGCACAAUAAACGUUUACGCUCUGCAAGGAGCCCCCUUCCAAAGGGGUGGAUGCUCACGGACAGAGUUAACCUCACACAAUUCAACUGUUGUCAGUUCAGGAGUCUCUCGUAAGCUACACUCUGUAUAAAGUUGUCAGGGUAUGACACUUCAGUUUCAGUGCUUGUUUUGAGGAUUUUUAUAGACCUUGCUCAGCCACCACGUGCCUGGGAGCUGCUUCCUGUCCCUUCAUUUUCACACCCUUCUCCCCUUGAUCAGGUGAAAACAAGCUGAGGGCACUUACGAGAACUCUGUAGCUCAUUCUGUGGGUUUUACUUCCCAAGAACUGAUGCUCAAAAAAAUAAAGGCUGUUUUGCAAACA
Messenger RNA from Corvus hawaiiensis (hawaiian crow), 3446 nucleotides. Its product is annotated as putative P2Y purinoceptor 10. Gene Ontology annotation, cellular component: membrane. The record is from RefSeq and is a predicted model, not a curated record. The transcript has 2 exons. Lineage: Eukaryota; Metazoa; Chordata; Aves; Passeriformes; Corvidae. The coding region runs from base 479 to 1501 and encodes 340 amino acids. Gene Ontology annotation, biological process: phospholipase C-activating G protein-coupled receptor signaling pathway; positive regulation of Rho protein signal transduction. Gene Ontology annotation, molecular function: G protein-coupled receptor activity.